Messenger RNA from Scylla paramamosain (green mud crab), 2968 nucleotides. Its product is annotated as multiple inositol polyphosphate phosphatase 1-like. The record is from RefSeq and is a predicted model, not a curated record. Bases 485 to 1906 code for a protein of 473 amino acids. NCBI's taxonomy places the organism in Eukaryota, Metazoa, Arthropoda, Malacostraca, Decapoda, Portunidae. The transcript is spliced from 13 exons. Gene Ontology annotation, molecular function: acid phosphatase activity; inositol phosphate phosphatase activity.
GCUACAUCCAGCACGCGGGACUGUUUCCUCAUCCACAGUUGUGGGGAGGUGUCUCAACAGUAUUAACCCAUAGAUAUGAUAUGAAGGGCGUCGCUGAGUGUUUUGUCCCAGGAGGAUUGGCUCACCUGAGAGAUAAGGCGUCUUACGGUGGAAAGAGGGAAGGGAAGUUGUUUGAUGUUUACGUUGCUGGCAGUGUCAACAAUGUCACUCCCCCUAAUGCCUGAGUGAGAAGGCAUCCAUUGGUAAAGGAUGUCCCAUCCCCCUGUAGUGAGGUGGAGGAGAGUCCUCUGUAUGGUAUGAACUAAAGCUGUUGAGAAGAGCAGAUGCUAACGUCACCUGUAGUUCCAUAUUUCAAUCUUCCUCUUGAGACCUUUAGUUUCGUCAGUGGUGGCUUCCCGGGCCUGACUUUCAAGACACUCAAACACAUCAGGGUUUUUCUUCAAAAGACCGGACAGCUCACCAGAAUCUAACCAGUGCCUGAGAAAUGGAGGAAAGUACAAAUCACCUCAUUCACCGAUUGUUGUGGAGGAAGAGACCUCUGGGCAUGUGGUGGCUGCUGGUCAGUCUGUUGUUUCUUGGCUUCAUCAUGGCCCGACCACGCAAUAGUCAGCCUUACUGCUUCACAAAUGACACUGAUCGUUAUCACCAGUUUGCAACCAAGACUCCAUACAAUUACUCCAGGGGACAUUUUUCUUCCUUGGACUUGGUUCCUGAUGGAUGUGUGGCAGUUCAGGCAUGGCAUCUGAUCCGUCAUGGGACUCGCUACCCUGAUAAAGAUGAUACAGAACACUUUGUCUUGGAGCUGCCAGGCAUGCAGACCUCUGUUCUGAAAGCUCAUGAAAAAGGACAAGGAGAAUUAUGUGAAGGUGACCUGUCCCUGCUAUCUGGAUGGAGCCUUGGGAUCAUUAACACCUCCUGGGCCUCAAUACUGGCACCUGAGGGUGAACUGGAAAUGGAGGGUCUUGCUUCCAGGUACAAGGUUGCUCUGCCCUCCCUCUUUGAUCAGCAGUUUUCCAAUGAUUCCUUCAAGUUUCGGCACACUGCAUCUCAGCGAACAAAGGCCAGCGCAACAGCAUACUCCAAAGGACUAUUUGAUGAUGCCUCCAUCUAUAUUCCUCCAGCCCUUGAUCCUGAUCCAUUGCUAAAGUUUUAUGACAUGUGUGAGAAGUACAAGGUAGAGGUAGAGGACAAUCCAGCUGCCAGAAGGGAAGGUCAUCUCUUCUGGGAGGGGCCUGAGGUGGGCAAGGUUAGCUGCUGUAUGAUGCGUGUCGCUUUUACCAGGCGUGGCAGCCAGCACAACCUUCCCCUUGGUGUGUUUGCCUUCACUCCUCAUGACCUACAGGUGCUAGAGUAUUAUUAUGACCUGGAGGAAUACUACACAGCUGGAUUUGGACAUAACAUAAACACAGCGAUGGCCUGUCCCCCUCUGCAAGAUGUCUAUCAACACUUCAGCAAUGCUGUGUGGAGAGGACAGGGACCUCGAGGAAUCUUCUAUUUCACGCACAGCAAGGCUGUCAUCUCUGUGAUGUCUCGCCUGGGCCUGUAUCGUGAUCGGGCGCCGCUCACUCACCGCCACAUGAAUCCCAGAAGGCUGUGGCGGACCUCACAACACGGCUCCUUUGCCACCAACCUUGCUUUUACACUCUCCAUCUGCAAUCAAAACAGGUGGUGGGUGAGUGUGGCAACGAGCGAACAAAUGGCUGCACUGGAGGGUUGCGAAGGCCCUAGGGGCUGCUCCUGGGAAGAGUUCACACAGUUAUUGUCAGGAUCCCAGCAUUGUGAUCUGGAUGUAAUUUGUGCCGUGACUCCUUCAGGAUCCGGCAGUCCUGCUGAAGGCAAGGGAUGGGAAGGCAUGCCGAUGCAGAUCUUGCUCUCCAUUCUUCUUGCUUCAGACAUGUUCCUGUAGGAUGGAUAUGAUGCUGAGCUGCACAUGCUGUAGUACUGGAGCGCAGCACUCCUCCCCUCUCCUGCCCACCGCCUGCCGCAGUGUCUUCCAUUUCCUGACUGUACAUACACGUGUCAUGUAGCAUGCAUACAGUUACCUUACCGUAAUCAAAGCAACCAUCAUCAUCCCAUGUGCAGCAGGCAACAAAAUUACCUCAAACUCCACAAGGUGCAAGGGAAAUAUAUCAGAAAGUAUCUUGUAUGUACAGUACAUCUGGCAUUGAAAUAAGCAACAGCAAAAGCAACAUCUGUCAAGUGAAGUGUCAGCAUGGCACCUCUGCUGGCCCUGCGGCAGCUGAGAAAGCAGCUGCUUCCUACGAUCUUAAUUAUCUUCUCACAUAUGUAUGUGAGAAUGCUGUGGAACCUGGUCAGUGUUGCCACGUGUUUAGUUAAGGCGGUGCAGCAGGUAUUGUGCAGCAGGCGCCACAAACUGCAUUAUUAUUAUUAUUAUUAUUAUUAUUAUUAUUAUUAUUAUUAUUAUUAUUAUUAUUAUUAUUAUUAUUAUUACUACUACUACUACUACUACUACUACUACUACUACUACUACUACUACUACUACUACUACUAGUAGUAGUAUUAAAGUAUUAUGUUACUAUUACCUACCUUUGUUUUCACUAAAUCUGAUGACUCCAGUCCCUCUCAGAGCAUCGCGAGGGAGUAGAUUGUGUCACCUCGGCGGUGCUAUGGGAGGAUGCUUGUGUGAAGAAGCAACCCAGGCAUUUGUACAGAUGGCUGGGUUUUUAAAUGAUAUCAAGUAAUUUUAUUAUUUUAUUUAUAUUUGUAACAUUCUCACUUGUCCAAUUUACAUUAAUCAUGUCGUUUUAUUAUCAUAUUUUAGAUCGCACAAGCAUGUGACCAUGUUGUGCCGCUUGAUUAUCUUAUUUCAAGCAGUAUACAAUCACACUGGUCUAUACUUCACCGUUGCAGAGAACCAGGGUUGUUAACUUUGUACUGAUUGGGGCUCUAGACUACGUGUCUGAAUUUCUUGCACGUCAUAAGAGGCGAUUAUAAAGGACGGAACGAA